AUGAAUCAACCCAUUACUUCUCUUUUCACUUCUCAAUCAACCAAGGGUGAAAAGUCAAUUCCCGAAAAAGAUCAUGAUGAAGAUGACGUGAUGCUUCACGCAAGUAAAUUUGAGUAUGAAGUUCAGAAGCUUCGUGAUGUAGCUAAAGAACAUCAUAUUCUUUUUUUUGAAGAAGUAAAGAAAGUGGAGGAAUCUGUUAAUCAAAAAGUGGAGGUCCUCAAGUGUGAAAUGUUGAAGGAGGUUGCUAAGAUUGAACAAAAUUAUUUGACUCUUCAUGUUAAGAUAAAUGUUGUUGUUGAGGCUAUCAAGAAACUUGUUGAGUAUUAUACUUCUUUUACUACCAAGUUUGAUACCCAAAUUGAUGUUGAUUCGAAGGUAUUUGCAAAGUUGGAAGAAUUUGUGGGGAGCCUGAAGGAGUCUAUUUCAAAGCUUGAUACUUCUCAUACAUCUUUUGUUACUCAGGGUUCCCUAUCAAAUAUGUUUUCUUCCUUAGAAACAUAUCUUAAAGUAGAACUUGCUCCUUUUCUCAAACUUGUUAAUUUGAUGCCAUCAAAUGCCCAACCUUUCAAACCAGUGGUGCAAGGGGGAGAUAAGGGGGUUGGCUCAUCGAAGGAUCAUGAUCAAGGAAACAUUGCUGGGAAGGGUUCGAGUUCAAAGCCACCGCCUUUGAAGCAAUAUAAAGGUGAUAGAGGAAAAGGAAUUGAGAAAGGAAUUUCGGAGGAGGAGAAAAAGAAGAAUAGUGAAAAAGAAAACGAAAGAUAG
Messenger RNA from Lactuca saligna, 762 nucleotides. The record is from the annotation of a GenBank genome assembly. NCBI's taxonomy places the organism in Eukaryota, Viridiplantae, Streptophyta, Magnoliopsida, Asterales, Asteraceae.